UUCUAAAAAUUUAGAAAGCUUUUCUUCAAUAUGGAAAUUUUUACCAUUAUGAAAUAUUGCAAGAUCUGGACACAAGCACUGAAAAGACCUUUUGGAUAAGGAGACUAAAAGAAAUAAUGUAAUAAUGCAUGUUCAAGUAAAUAUGGAAUAAAGUGGUUCUUCAAGUACCUGCUCGCCAAUUUUUUAUGGCUUUAGGGAAUAUCAUCAUUGGCCAGGAUAGAAAAAAGAUAAUUAAACAGUGUCCUGUUCUGUUGGAAAGCAAUUGAUUGAAAUUAUAUUUGAAACUUGAGGCAGUUUGUUUCUUUAUCCCAACAAAAUUUGUCUGGAACAAACUAGUUAUAAAUCAUAGCUCUAGGAAGCAGAGUUAGACCACUAAGAUUUUAUAUAUUUUUAUUUUUUUAUAGAAAAAGAACUACAACUGCAAAAUUUAAAAUUUUCCUCCAAUUUACUAAGGACUCCCAAGCUAUUUACAUCCUUCCGGCUACAUAACAGUUAAUAUGUGCAAUACAUUUGUAAUUUAGUACAUCUGCUUUUGACAAUCUCAAUGCAAUGCUUGGUGUCCCCCCAAUUCCAAAGUAAAGGAUAUACCCCAUCUUUUUACAGUGGUCCGUUUCUUCGCCCUUGUUUGUAAAUUUAUCACACCACUACGGGUUUAACGGUUUUUAAAAUAGUAAUGUUUUCCAGGGUUCAGAAUACCCCCCCACCCCCCGGCCUGGAGAAAAAAAAUCUGUUUAGUCCUAAACACAGAACGGGGAUUAGUCAGUGAGCGAUGGUUUUGUCGGUAUUGUUCCUGAAAUGUUCCUAAGUAACGAAAGGUUAGCAAACAGUUCCCGUCUGAAUUUAAAUUUAGUGAGAAUGUGGCCAAUCCGCAGCUUCCACUCGUCACGUUUUAAAGCCAACAGUUAAUUUUAGCAGGUAAUUGGUAACUAUCAAUCGGUAAGAUCUUUCUCCGUCGAGGCUACCGGUGGUAGCUCCGAAUUCCUCACUCCGCAAGGCCAAGCCCCACUCUCCUGGCGGGAAAAGUGGAACUUUCUUCCACACUUCCCCCACCCCCCCGCUCCCCCAAGUCGGGCUUUAACUGUCCCUGUCAGGUUCUGACAAGCCGCCGGGCGAAGCAGCCCCGGACGAGCCGACGCUCUCGGGGUUCGCAGCCGAUCAUGUUGGAGACGGGCAGGAGAAGCGAGGACGCCGGCAACCUCGCGGAGUCCAGAGGACUCCGCUUGAUUCGGCGGCGGCGGCGGCGGAGACGCCAGCGGGAGGGGAACUUGGCAGCGGCGCUGACGCAAAGCAUGGCGCUGGCCGUGAUUGGCACGGCGGGGGCUUAUCCCAGCUGGGUGCUGGUGAGCGGCGGAGAUCUACAGAUUGUGCUGGGAGCGUCUUGGGUCAUCAACAAGGCCGGCCCCGCUUCCGGGUCGCUGCUGUUGGGCCCGAACGGGGCUCCCCUUAUGUUGGCCAUCGCUUUCUGCUGCAUCUUCAGCGUGUUGAUUGGCUCGUUGGCCCUGACGCUGGACUUCUUGGGAUGGCGGCGGUGGCGCUCGUGGGCGCCGUUCUUCCACGGCUUCACCACGCUGCUGAUCGUCUCUGCGACGGCGCUCGGCUUCUGCCUCUUGGAGGUGGUCGCCAGACGGAUCCGCACCAAGAAGGAGUUUCACGGGUAUCAUUUCUCCAUCAGCCCCGGGCAGAGCCUGUUCUUGGCCUUCCUGGCCUGCAUCUUGGCAGCUGCCGCCACUUACAUAAGCUUCAAAACUCCGGCUCUGACGGAACCGUCACACUCCCCCCGGGAUUUGGAAAAGCUCGAGGAAAUAAGAUUCUUCCCGAGCCGCGCUGAACCGAGAGAAUCUACCGACAUCUCCGCAGCGUCCUUCCCUUUGAGGCGUACAUUUGGAUUCGGGAGCGACUCGAUGGACGACAGGGUGUCAGACAGAGAGGAGCUCUACGAGUGCGAAAACUGCAGAAAACUGCGGACGUCUUCUUUCCAUGAAUGUUCUCUAGAAAAACGAAGGCGACUCCAGGAAGCAAAAGAAGUGCCUGACCCAAAGUGGCCGCGGCGGCUAUUCCAGGGGGAAAGUAAAGCGGUGGAGAGCGAAAACGAAGAGAAAGUUUGCAGUUCUAAAACCUAAGUUUCUGAUGGCAAUCUGGAGCCCAAAAGCGCACAUUUGAGACAAACCUCAAUAAUCUGAAUGUGUUACAAAAAGCAAGACCCAUACCCCUUUCUCGUAUUUAUUCUUAAGAAUAUUUUACUUUGGAUUGGACAAAUAAUUUCACCGAGAAUUCAUUAAUAGAAAAUGAAAGAUAAACAUCCUAUGAAACUGACAGCUGAAAACUACAUGCACGCAUUUUAUAAUAUAUUAACCAGCAAUUAAUAAUUACUUCAGCUGAGUAAACCCAAAUAUAUACAAUUUCAGUUUAAGUGUUCAAAUUUGCACAAUUUUUCACCUUUAAGAAUGUAUUUCUACCACUAUAAGCAAUUUUGUUCAAGACUAGCUACUUUUCAAAGUUUAUUUCAGGACUAGUGUGAAUUAAUAUUAAAAUUCAGAUUAAAACAGGACCUACAAUAAAAAUACAGAACUAUCAUUUCCAGAGAUAACAGUAUCAUAUUUGAACCAUUUGUUAGGAAAUAUCCUGAGGCAAGCCAGCUAUCAGGAAUGCCUAAAUACCUGAUAAGCUACCUCCAGGUUUAGAUUUUUAUUCAGCAAUUUACCUUUAUUAGAUAUAUUUUCUGGAUGUUGUAUGUUCUAAACAUCUGAUUUUUCAGUCUUGUUUCCUCCCCUCCCCAUUUGUUGAUAUUUGUUUCUUAGACCACCUUGUAUCUUGUGAGAGAUUUACUGUAGUUUGUUGUUUUGAAGUACUAUCUCUUAAGGUGAAAAGGAUGAACCAAUUGCAUAGAUGCUUGGCCAGGAGAUGCUUAAGAUCCAAAAUUUUAUUAGUGGAUUCAAAAUGCAGCAAUACGCUAAUUUUGAAUCUUGGAUUAAAAUAUGCAUUGUGCAAAUACAAAUAGGCAAGAUCACUUUAAAAAUAUUUAAAAUGGACAUCAGUAAGAUAUUUUUUCUUGUAAAAAAACAUUUUCAAUUAAAUUUGUCAUCUUCCUGUAUACCACAUUGGAAAGGAAAAAUGAGUUUUUGUAAUCUCAAAUGGCGUUUCCUCACUUUUUAAAAAUAUUAUUGGAAACAUUCUAUUUGGGGAUAAAAUCAGUGGACCAAGUUCAGUCAUGUGUUACGAAUGUUCAGCUUUAAACAGUAAAUUAUUUA
Pseudonaja textilis is the source of this 3248-nucleotide messenger RNA. RefSeq lists its product as uncharacterized. The record is from RefSeq and is a predicted model, not a curated record. Lineage: Eukaryota; Metazoa; Chordata; Lepidosauria; Squamata; Elapidae.